AAAAUGGCCGCGACUUCAAACUUAAAGAGUGUGUUUGUAUAUGUGCAUGGAUUGUAAUGGGAGUCUAACCUAUCAGCUGUCACACGAAAAUUAAUUUGUGUAGUAAGCAGCUAGUAAAAUUAUUUAAGCGUACUUUGCCCUCAUCAUUAAAUGAUAAUGUAUACGCUAAGGAGUGAAUAUUAAUUUAAUAAAAAGUGUUGGUGAAUAUCGUGAUUUAACGGCAGUUUCACCAUCGUUAGUCUGCAAUCAUUUAAUUUAUUUAGAGGAAAUACGACGUAUAAUAAUGGGGAACAAAUCGAGUUUGCUUUUGCGUGAAGAGGAGAUUGCUCAGAUCCAAGAAGCUACUGGAUUCACUCCGAACCAAAUCGAACGGCUGUACAGCAGAUUUACGAGCCUAGACCGGGGCGACUGUGGAACUUUGAGUCGGGAGGAUUUUCUUAGGAUUCCUGAACUGGCGAUCAAUCCUCUCGGUGAAAGGAUUGUCAAUGCUUUUUUUGAGGAGAGCGGUAAUGACAGGGUUAAUUUUUUGCAAUUUAUGCAAGUCCUUGCUCUGUUUAGGCCUAUCAAAAAACACAGCCCCAAUAGGUUGAACUCUAGACAGGAAAAAUUGAGAUUCGCUUUUAAAAUGUAUGACUUAGAUAACGAUGAAAUGAUCUCCAAAGAUGAACUCUUGGCCAUUUUACACAUGAUGGUCGGUGCUAAUAUAAGUGAAGAACAACUCAACAGUAUUGUGGAAAGAACAAUAGUAGAAGCAGAUGAAAAUGGUGACAACAUGAUCUCGUUUGAGGAGUUUUGCAAAGUACUCGAAAGGACAGACGUCGAGCAAAAGAUGUCGAUACGUUUUCUUAGUUAGAAAGAAUUUAUUAUACAUAUUUAUAUUUAAUUGAUUAAAAUAAUUCUACGUAGCUUAACCAAGUGUAAAUAGUACUUGACAUAUUAUAAUUAUAAUAUAUAAAUAUUUAUUUGACGGGUGAACUGCUGAUGCCAUAGUAGUAAAUGUCUUUAAACAAUUGA
Messenger RNA from Cotesia glomerata, 1014 nucleotides. RefSeq names its product calcineurin B homologous protein 1 (gene elm). Lineage: Eukaryota; Metazoa; Arthropoda; Insecta; Hymenoptera; Braconidae. The record is from RefSeq and is a predicted model, not a curated record. Bases 284 to 853 code for a protein of 189 amino acids. The transcript is spliced from 4 exons. Gene Ontology annotation, molecular function: calcium ion binding.